Messenger RNA from Trichoderma reesei QM6a, 849 nucleotides. RefSeq lists its product as uncharacterized. Lineage: Eukaryota; Fungi; Ascomycota; Sordariomycetes; Hypocreales; Hypocreaceae. Bases 1 to 849 code for a protein of 282 amino acids. The transcript has 6 exons. The record is from RefSeq and is a predicted model, not a curated record.
AUGGCUCCAACGGGAAGCCCACGGAAGAAAGCUAGAAGAGCCUCUCACCAAGGUCAGCGGCCAGGCAAGAUCCCGAAAAGGCCAGCUCAGACUGUACCUUGCUCCUGGACAGCCCCGACAGCAGGCCCAUCGACCAGCCAGGUACCGCAGAUAGAAGGAACGUAUCCCAUAAUCGAAUUCACCGAAGAGAAUUGGCGUCUACAUAUUAUACGAGACCUGAUGCCUUUCAUCUGCGUCAUGGAAAGUUGCCCGAUACCCAAUGCAAUGUUCAAUUCCUCUGAGGACUGGACCCAGCACAUGGAGGAACAUCACCGCGAGGGUGGCUGGGUCUGCCGCUGCGAGGAUAACACUUUUUAUUUUCACGACGAGGACGAAUACAUGAGACACAUGGUCCAUGAUCACGACGCCGAUCCCGUUGAAGACUUUGAGGCUCUCACUGAAGACAACGCUGAGCCUUUGCCCUUCCGACCCCUGGAGAGUUGCCCAUUCUGUGACCAUUACGACAACACAAGUGGUUCCGAGGGUGUCAAUGAGCACAUUUUUCAGCACCUGUUCUCCUUCUCACAGCUGUCGUUACCCGAGGACUUUUUGCCCUCCAAAGAACAUGAAGAGGAUUGGACUGGAGAAGACGAUCCGGCCUUCAUUGAUACUAGGUUCCAGCACCACUUACGCCGUCUUGAGCUCUCCACUUCGGAAGAUGAAAAUUUGUCCGAUGGCGGAACCCCCGAAAGCAUGGAGGUCGACAACUUAGACGAUGGCACCCAAGACACUGUCUAUUCUGAGGCGCAAAACGAUCCAGAGCGGUUUAGUAGAGAGAAAGGAGUGCGAAUGGACACCACUGGGGGUUAG